Molecule: messenger RNA, 2205 nt
Organism: Malaya genurostris
Lineage: Eukaryota; Metazoa; Arthropoda; Insecta; Diptera; Culicidae
Product: hexamerin-1.1-like
Exons: 3
Coding region: 39-2117 (692 amino acids)
Source: RefSeq, a predicted model, not a curated record
AACAUACUCGGAGCAGUGCUCAGACAGGAGAGAACAAGAUGAGACUGACAGUAGCAGCGAUUACCCUCUGCCUGGUCGCGCUGACCAGUGCAGCAUACGUCCCGGUAGAACAUAAAGAAACAGCUGUCAAAUAUGCUGAUAAGGAAUUUCUCGUGAAGCAAAAAUUCUUCUUUGAAGUGUUCCGCAACAUCCAUCUUCCACUCACCUACGACGAGUACCUGCCUUACACCAAGACCUGGGUUACCGAUGAGUCUAAAUAUACGGAUUUCAAGCAAGUCGCGGAAUUCUUCGCGUACUACAAGGUUUGGUUCCUACCGAAAGGCGAGAUGUACUCAGUUUACAACGAAGAAUAUAUGAAGCAGACUUACCUUCUAUUCAACUUCUUCUACAAUUCAGCCAGUUGGGAUACAUUCUAUAAGAAUGUUAUCUGGGCUCGUGAGAACGUUAACGAAGUUAUGUUCAUAUAUGCAUUGACAAUGGUUACCUUCCAACAUCCUGAACUAAAGGGCAUCGUGCUACCAGCAGUCUACGAAAUCUAUCCGUACUAUUUCUUCAACACUGACGCGAUUCACAAAGCUUUCUACAAGAAACUGUACGAACCGAAGUUCGGGUUUGCUAGCAAUGGAAAGUACAACGUAGUAUAUUCAAACUACACUGCCAUUUAUCCAUGGAAUUAUUAUGGCGAAGACAAACUGAGCUACUUCACCGAAGACGUUGGCCUAAACUCGUACUACUAUUACUUCAUGAUGGACUAUCCAUUCUUCGUUGGCGGAGAUAAAUUCAACUUGUACAAAGACCGUCGUGGAGAGUGGUAUCUGUAUAUUCAUCAACAGCUUAUUGCCCGUUACUAUUUGGAGCGCCAAAGUAAUUAUAUGGGACCAAUUCCAGAAUUCAACUGGCAAUACCCACUCAAAACAGGAUACUGGCCAAAACUCAGUUAUUGGAAUGGAAUGCCAUUCACUGGACGCAGCGAUUACUACACUGUUCCAAAGUACAACUAUUUCAAGGUUGAUCUAAUCAAGGACUACGAGUCUAGAAUUUGGCAAGUUAUUGAUCAAGGAUUCCUUUACCUUGAAGAUGGAACCAAGGUAGAUUUCCGUAAACCCGAAUCGAUUGACUAUCUUGGAAAUCUGAUUAACGCUAAUCCAGACAGUUACGACAACGAGUAUUACAAAAAUAUCGCUUACUACGCUCGCCUAUUGUACAGCGGUGGAGAUUAUUUCGCCACUGAAUCGAAGGUAUUCCCAAGCGCUUUGAUGCAUUUUGAAACAUCGAUGCGCGAUCCCUUCUUCUACCAAUUGUACUACAAGAUUCUCAGUUAUUACUGGCAAUUCAAGAGUUAUCUUCCAUACUACAAAUACGAAGAACUGUACUACAAGGGUAUGGAAAUCAAGAAUGUUGUAUUUGACAAGUUGGUGACUUACUUCGAUUACUUUGAUGCUGACAUAAGCAAUGCCAUUCCGAUGGGCUUCUCUACAGAACAGUACUGGGACUUCUCAGUGUACGCUCGUCAGAAACGUAUCAAUCAUAAGCCCUUCUCCUACACAUUGGAUGUCUACUCGGAAAAUGCGGGCAAAGGUGUUGUCCGCAUGUUCAUGGGACCAAAGUUCUACGACGUGAAGGAAUUGCAGUAUUUGAAGAAAUACUUCGUUGAGGUAGAUCAAUACGUGUACGACUUCGUUGCCGGUAAGAAUUCGAUCGUCAAAAACUCCCGAGAUUAUUACUGGAGUGUUCGUGAUCGUACUACAUACACCGAAUUGUACAAGAAAAUUAUGACAGCAUACAAGGGUGGAGACAAAUUUGUCCUUGACAUGUCGGAAGCUCACUGUGGCUGGCCCGAUCGUCUACUGUUGCCCAAGGGUCUCCCAGGAGGUUAUGAGCUAACAUUCUACUUCAUCAUUACUCCGUACUACACUCCAAAGGUAGAACAGUACUCCACCUACGAUUACACUUACAGCUGUGGCGUUGGAUCUGGUUCGAAAUACAUCGAUGAUCUGCCAUUCGGAUUCCCCUUCGAUCGUGAUAUUAACUACAGCUACUUCUUCACAAAGAACAUGUACUUCAAGGAUGUUUACGUUUAUCACAUGGAUGAUACAAAACUUAACCAAUCCUACUAGACAAUUCAUCGAGAUAUAUCGUGCAACAAGACUGGGACCAUGCGUAGGCUAGAUUAACCGAGCAAAUAAAGCAUAUUGAACAAACUCA